Molecule: messenger RNA, 330 nt
Organism: Suillus plorans
Lineage: Eukaryota; Fungi; Basidiomycota; Agaricomycetes; Boletales; Suillaceae
Exons: 2
Coding region: 1-330 (109 amino acids)
Source: RefSeq, a predicted model, not a curated record
AUGCAACCAAACAUAUUCACGGCAGCUGCAAGAUGGGUCACAAAGCUGACAGACAAGGCAAAAGCCGCACUCAAAGACAAACUCGAAGCCACCGUCACAUCAAAGAAACGGAAAAUUGAUGCCAACAUUGCCAAGGCUGGUACUCCCCAAGAUAGAGUGAUCUCCAAGGCCUCUCCAUCUUCACCUGACACGGGAACAGUGCCAGCGCCAGUGCUUUGCAAGACCCGUCGUGCUAUAGUUCAAACUGAGGAGGAGGAGGCAUUGCUAUACAGCGAUACAAUCAAUGUCGAUGACGAGCAUGAACAGAAUGAAAAUGAGUCUGAUAACUGA